This is a messenger RNA of Monoraphidium neglectum, 480 nucleotides long. RefSeq lists its product as hypothetical. NCBI's taxonomy places the organism in Eukaryota, Viridiplantae, Chlorophyta, Chlorophyceae, Sphaeropleales, Selenastraceae. The coding region runs from base 1 to 480 and encodes 159 amino acids. The transcript is spliced from 4 exons. The record is from RefSeq and is a predicted model, not a curated record.
AUGCCGCGCAAGCGCGAGGUGAUAGAGCUGCUGGACUCGGACUCUGAGGAGGGAGGCGGAGGCGGGUCUGACUACGAGCCCACCGCUGCCGCCAAGAAGGCGCCCAAGCGCAAGGCCGCAGCGGCGCCAAAGGCCAAGCAGCCGCGGGCGCCCAAGGCACCCAAGAAGGAGGCCGAGGAGAAACGCACCGGGCCAGAUGGGAAGACUGUCAGGAAGCUGGGCGCACCCUCCCAGAAAGUCCAGGACCGCAUCGCGCGCGCCCUACCAGGCUCUGCGCACCGCAUGUUCCUGGUGUCGACAGAGGAGGUGCGGCCCGCGGGCGCCCCCGGCGGGAGGGCCCACAAGUUUGCGGUGCUGGGCGCCACCGGCAACGGUGCGGGGGCAGCGCAGAGGGGAGGGCUGUUCGCUGGGGAUGACGGCGUGCGCUGGGGCGAGGACGGGCGGGGCAUCGGCAAGGAGAGCGCGCUGACCGUGCAGUGA